Anopheles bellator is the source of this 2582-nucleotide messenger RNA. RefSeq lists its product as uncharacterized. The record is from RefSeq and is a predicted model, not a curated record. The coding region runs from base 1 to 1965 and encodes 654 amino acids. NCBI's taxonomy places the organism in Eukaryota, Metazoa, Arthropoda, Insecta, Diptera, Culicidae. The transcript has 2 exons.
AUGAUUCCGGUCAAGCCCGUGUGCAAGAACCCGAAGAACCUCUUCUGCUUCGUGUGCGGCGAGUACACACCCUCUCAUCACAAACGCUCGAUCAUGACAAGGCCGAUGUUGGACGCUUACGAGGCAUUCUUUCAGGAGCGCACCUCCAAGAGAAAUUAUCCUUACGGACCACCUUCCGUCUGCAACGUCUGCAACAAUAUCCUGCUCCGGUGGAAGGAAGGAUUGCCGACCCCGACGUGUUUCAAAUUCAGCGUUCCGAUGCUCUGGAGCCAACCGACCAAUCAUGCGGUGGACUGCUACUUUUGUCUGACGCGCACCAUCGUAACGGAUGUUAGUCGCGCUGAUGGAUUUAGCAAGAAAAUGGCCGUUAAGUACCCGAGAAAUCUGAGUACCGCAAAGCGGCCUGUUUACGUGGUGGCUCACACAAUGCCGAUUGAUUCCGACUGCCAUCAAGAGUCCAAAGAAAUCGCACCGGACACCAACAAGAUGGAUGAAUCGAAACAAACAACAAGACCGACCGCCACGCUAAGGGCCACGAGAUCUGCGAUCGCAGCUGCCUCUGCCACGAAUGUUGCUGCGACAGCAUCCACCGUAACACAGAGUCCAACUCACCUGAAUGUGGUUAAAACCCUCAACACCCGAAGCAGUCUACCGUCGAUGAGCAUCGGAAUGACGAAGGGCACAUUCGCCAAACGAUCGGCAACCUCAUCGGCCGUUGAUACCACUACGGAGGAACCCAAAAAACCACGCAUCUUGCGCCACUCACUACCAACUACUAACAUUCAAAAAGCUGUCACAAGGGAUUCUCCAGAACUGAUUUUACUAACCCCCGAGAAAAUGCCUGUUUUGUGUAAAGAAGCCGAGUCAUCACCGUCCCCCAAGAAAGAACCAAUACUGACUAUCGAGAUCGAUGACGAUGACGAUAAUCCUGUCGAUGAUGCGAACGGUGAAGAAGUUGACGAGCCGCAGCAACAGCAAUCGGAACCGGAACCGAAACCGGAACCGCAACAGAAGUUUUCACCACCAGCGCUGUCGCCACCGCCGUCACCAAAGGCGUCACCCCUGCCUUCGCCAUCGCCGCCACAAGGACAGCAAAUCCUUCCUUCGCCGGAGAAAUCAAUGGUUGUUGUUGACACAAACCUAAUCCGUGUGAUGCAGACAACGCCGGCGGUAAAAAAAAUCGUUACCAACGCCACCGACACUACGCUAGCUGCGAAUGCAGAAAGGUGCACCAGUACCGUAGACGAUAAUAGCCCGUCUUCGCACGCGGAACCGCGCAGGAUCGUUGUUGCCAACGUUAACGGUAUAACGGUGUCCAAAACGGUGUUACCGAACGAAAAAACUCCAACGAAAACAAUUAAGGUAAUUCCGACAUCACCGACCAAGAUGGUGCGAAUUGUCAACCGGAUCGUCGCCACCAAAAACAUCACCAACAUCCCCACCGACACGUCCGACAGCAGCACCACGGACACCGUUGACAGCACCACCCAGAGCUCCUCCAAACCCACCAGCAGCCCCAGCGUCAGCCUGCACACGGAACCCCAUCGCAUAACGCAAUCGGAACUGAUAAUUUUGCUGCGCGAUCUUGAGCUUCCGCGGGAUAAAUCGGCCAUACUGAUCGAUCGACUCAAGCGCUGGAACCUGCUGGCCGAUCGACUUGUCGGCCGCUGUCGCCCGGCUGCAUCGGACACGACCCCGGUAUGGACACCUGUCAAGACCGACUUCCAAAUCGGUCGUUUCAAGCGGGUGACAUUGGAAAUGCAGCCCACCUGCACAAAAUCACUCGACUCUGUUCCGCGCCCAUCAUGCUCACCAGGGGCCAGCGUCACGCCUAGCACCAGACUGCAUCCAGUACCAAAACGCAUGGUGCUACCGAAGGUUCUCGUCGCAGGUCAACAUCAAUCAAUCGGCGGAGCAGGAAACCGCCUUGAGAAACCGCCGGAAGCUCAUGUAUCUUCGCUCUGAUAGCAUUGUUCCGAAACUUCUUGUGUUACGAUCUAAAACAGUUAAAACACUGUCCACACGCCAAUAAAAUGACACCAACCGGGAAUAAGGCGUGCUGUAGAAUCAAUUAUGAUCAAUUAUUUGAGAGACCUUUUCUUUUCAAACUUAUGCGACAGAUUUUUAAAUGAACACCGAAUUCACAAUAAAAUAGGUCAUAGAAACAAAAGUAAACAAUGAGAAAAUAAACCGAUAUCGUUUGGUAUAUUCUACCAUGACACAGAAGUUUUAAACGCGCCUUUCUGCCGGACGGACACAGAAAGUGCAGUGGCACGUCAAACAGAGUUUCACAUCUAAGCAACUAUAUUAAUGUUUUACAUAAUUGUUACUGUACAUAUUGCAGAAUUUGAAUAUUAGCUUAGGUUUUAAGAGCAAACUUCUGACUUUCAAAACUCCUUAGGAUGUAAUCUCGUGAAUUAUGUGAGUUGAUUUUGAUCGCAAUCAAUUUCAACAUCAUUUCACUCGAAAAUCGUUUCGCGCGUUAUCAGCAAAGGAUUUAGUUACUUAUGAGCUGUAAUAGCAUACUUGUUUCAUAAUUUGUGUUAUUCAAAUUGCUGAACUAAAGGUAAGAAAGACAAAAA